UGGAAUACGCCAAGAAGGUCAACUCCGAGCUGGUUGCGCUGCUCAAGGAGCGCAAUCUCCCGCACAGCGGCAAGAAAGCAGACCUGGUCAAGCGUCUCGAAGAGGACGACGCGAAGCAGGCGUCCCAGAAACCCGCAAACAACGAGGACGAGAUCGACUUUGAAGACGACGAACCAGCCACAGAGACCGCCAAAGCCGCGACUACCGAAGCUGCAGCAACCGCUAUAGCUGCAGGUGGUCAAGGCGCCGUUCAGAAUCCGCAAGCUGUGCCAAACCAGGAAGCGGCAAUCGACCCAGCACAGACAGACGACUUGACGGUAGCGGCGGCACCCACCGAUGCAUCGACAGCAGAUGCCGAAGCAGAGAAGAAGCAGGCUCGUGAGGAGGAAGAGAGCGCCAAAUUCAGGGCCGGCCUAGCUGAGCGCACACUUGACGAGGAGAUUGAGAAGCGCAAGGCACGAAGAGCGAGAUUCGGUAUUACAGAUGACGAUGAAGAGCUCAAGAAGCUGGAGCGCGCAAAGAGGUUCGGAACAACCGAUUUAGUUGGACUCGUCGAUCUGAACAAGGCUUUGCCAAUGUCAGAGGACAGGAAGCAGAAGAAGCGAGGCCGAGAGGCCGGUGCAAAUGACAGUGGGGUUAGGAAGAAGAGCAAAGGACCUGCACCUGCGGCCACGACGACGAAAAAGCAGGGCGGCAAAGCGAAGGGUGACAAGUCAGCGAAUGGAGGAUAUCCUAGCUGGAUGACGGAAAGUGACAAGGCUGCUGCUGAAGCCCGCAAAGCGAAAUUUGCAGCAGCUUGAAAACGAUACUACCUACCUACUCACAUGCUUCUAUUACCGGGCGGCAUAAGGCCAUUGCCGCGGCGAGGCUCGAAAAUGCAAGAUUAUCACAUGGUCGCGCAGACAUACCUUUAGGCAGCGGUUGCUCUCCGAAUGGCGAUGUUCUCACACGUUUUAAUGGCCGUUCCUGCGUUCACUACCUACCUACCUACCUGUCACACAACAAAGUCCGGCCACCACAUUAUCGCAAUUCAAACCUCAUGUUGCUUCUUUGCCCAUGAGGAUCAUUCUUCUGUCUCGGGCUUGAGUACUGGCAUUCCCGGGCUGCUCAUGCCUCGGAAUGCUCUCUUGAACCAAGCCGUUCUUGUACCACUGACAGGCCGGGCGAGUCCCGGACCAUCGCAUGCUCGAUUGCAGCGCGUUCAUCCUGCUGAGCGGCUACAUUGAUGCGUGCUUUGUCAUUGCAUUCGCGUCUGACGGGAACGCUUUCUAACUUUGCUGAGAGGCGAUCAUGUAGUCCCCUCACAAUUUCAACUUGAUUCCAGGACUCCACAGCUGGACCUCAGGAAUGUCGCGGUAGUUGCCUGGAAAGUACUGUGGCGACAGUGUCUUUUUCACUACUUUCCCGGUUGGAGACUUUGGGAGCUCAUCUUUGAUAAUGCGUAAUACGGUUGGCAGCUUGUAGCCUGCAAGUCGAUGUCGGAGAUCAUUGCGCAGUUGUGCUAUGGGGACGACGUCUGCGAUAUUGACAUGUGUAUUCGAAGGCAUUUCGGCGGCGCUCUUGAGCACUACUGCUGCAGCUACACGCUCCCCAUAUUCAUCGUCAGGAACACCGACGACCAUGGCCUCUGCGAUAUACGGCAGAGAUAGAAGCUCGCGUUCGAUGUCGAGGGCACUAAUCUUGUAGCCUCCUGUGAACGAAACACUCCAGGUCAGCUGAAGCAUACAACAAGUCGCAAUCUACUCUUACCGCUCUUGAUGAUAUCUACUGAUGCGCGUCCGAGAAUCCAGUAGUAUUCACCUUCUCUCCUCGCGAUAUCGCCGGUCUUAUAGUAUCCGUCCGAGGUAUGCGAAGCUGCAGUGGCUUCGGCGUCAAACAGAAAUCUGCUGAACAUGCCGGAACUCUUGGCGAGGAUCUCUCCCUGAUCGCCUUCAGAUAGUCUGACAUCGGAGCCUGGUUGAAUCGUGCCAACGGAACCAUCUGGCACCUUGCCAUCUCCUACGCGGACCUUGAAGACCGCUCCAGUCUCCGUCAUGCCGUAUCUCAGUAGGAUCUGUCGUCCUAAUAGAACCGUCCACCAAUCUGCUAUGGUCUUGGGAAGAGCCGAUGUUCCGCAGAUACAAGCACGGAGUGCACGGGCACCGUCAAUGUACUGCUGUGCAUCUGAUCGCAACGCUAGGUUCUGCUCAAAGUACCGCAUCAAUCGCAUGUAAAGUGUUGGCACGCCAGAAAAGAAGGUGGUGCCACCUCGUUUCCAGCGUUCCCAAAGCCAUU
This is a messenger RNA of Sphaerulina musiva SO2202, 2274 nucleotides long. RefSeq lists its product as uncharacterized. The record is from RefSeq and is a predicted model, not a curated record. The transcript has a single exon. Bases 933 to 1226 code for a protein of 97 amino acids. Lineage: Eukaryota; Fungi; Ascomycota; Dothideomycetes; Mycosphaerellales; Mycosphaerellaceae.